AUGUGGUUCCUCGAGCACGAGAUCCUCUUUGGAGGAAAGGGCGUCUGGUUGCGGCCUGGAUCGCAGCAGCUUUUCGGUCGUACAAAGAGCACCGAUGGAGAUGGCUCAGCGGGCAAGAACGUCUUCAUAGAUAACAAGAAUGUGUCACGCAAGCACAUGAUGAUCAAAGUCAUGGACGUCCCACCUGCGGACGGGACGAAAGUGCACAAGAGGUCCCAAAUUGAGAUCACAGACUUCAGCUGCAGACAAGGUACAGUGGUCGAUGGUGACAGAACGUUGAAAAGCUGCAAGCAGCCGGACGGCAGCAUCGCGGAGGACACUACCACGCUCAACGGCACCGAGCACACGAUCAGACUGUCAAGUUCGUAUCCUCCAUUUACGAUAAAAUGGCAAGAUAUCAUCUUCACGUAUGCCUCAAAAGAAAAGAAAGGCGCCUCCCAGUCGCAAGGCAGUACACGCAACGCCGAAUUACAUGCAAUGGAUAUCAAGACAUCGACUGAGUUUUUAUAUGGCAAGACCACCCAUGUGGUAUCGCAGAAGAGGAACCUGCCGAAGGUCCUGCAGGCAUUAGUCUCUGGCACGCCUGUAGUCACGGUUGACUAUAUUGAUGCCGUCCUGAGCGCAGCAGCACAGAUCACGGAUCCAGAGGGCAACUAUAUACCUUCGCAACUGGAGGAAGACUUCGAAACGUGGUGGCCUCAAGAGAAGGAAUAUAUCCCACCCGCUGGCCAGGAGCCAAUUCCCCGUCCCGAUCAGAUGCUCGCCCCGGACCCAGCUCGCUCGGAAGUCUUUUCGGGACUGACGUUCAUUUUCCUGAAUGAAGCACAGCAUACUAGCUUGCACCAGGUUGUUGCUGGCGGCGGUGGAAAGGCGUUAUUGUUUGAUAUACGUCUGGGCGAAUCGACGGUGGAAGAGUAUGUUGGCUACGUGAGAAGCGUUGUAGGCCAGAAGCGUCGUGGGAGGGCCAGCAAGGAUGGCCUUCCGGUGGUUACCAUUCGCCUUCCCACUUAUCCAGAGGAACUAGAAGACUGGGCAACUACCUUCGUUACUGGCGUGGAUCGAUCUUUGAAUCAACGUUCCAUUCUGCAAAACGAGUUUCUUGAUGCCAUCAUCGCCAACGACGCAUCCUCCUUACGUCAACCUCCCACCGACACAGAGAUCAGUCCUAGCGUGCCGGAAACCACACCAACACAACAAUCCUUGCGCGAGCCGAUCCCAUCAUCGCAGUCUCGAGCUCAAUCGCAAGAUCUCGAGCCUAGCUCGCUUCCAGCAGAUGGGCCAGUCAGGACUAAUCCACGUAAACGACCUGCUCGACGUGCUGUUACUAGUCGCUUCACUGGUUUUGAUGAUUACGAGCCGCCUCCUAAGAUGCAGAAGACCGAACACACCCAGGUACAGGAUACACCCAUGGAAGAUGUUCAACGCCCUAAACAACAGUCCGUACCGGAGUAUGAGCCUGCAAUGCAAUCACAAAUUCCGCUAGCGGAUCAGACGCAGCGCACUUCUCGUUCACAACCACAAAACACUGUAGACGCGUCGAGUAAGAUAGACCAAAUGUUCCCCGCUUCUGCUCGUUUCAGGAAAAAGCGGGAAGCUACUCAAGCUCCUGCUGCCGCUGCGUCGGUCCAACCUGAAACUUUAACCGAACCUGCCCCGGACAAGACACAAAUGCGUCUUGAGCGACUAAAAGUCAUGCAAGAGCAGCGAGAUGAGAAAAUGAAGCAACAUAUCAAUGUCAAAGAAGAAACCCGCAAACGUAUGGCCGAAGAAGAAGAAAGACGCAGAGCUGAAGAGGAGCAGACGAGAGCAGACUUAGAAGGCGUCGACAUAUCCACACUGCACAUAGACAUCGAGAUUCUAGACAUGAAGAUUCGUCCCCGCGAAGAUAGAACCUUCGUGCGGACCCAGCUUCAUGGUGAGGGAUGGCACCCCGAGUGGGAUGGGAGGAAGAAUUUCAAGAAAUUCAGACGUCGUGGCACCGACAAGGACGCAAGGACACAGUCGCAGAAAGUGAUUGUUACGCUGAAACCGGCCCCGCCGAGAAAGGGUUUUGGUGACUCUAUGGUCAUGGAUGAGGUAGCACCCGUCAGGACCGCAGAGGAUGAGAAACUACUGAGGCGCAGACUUGGUGGUCGACUACCAGAAAACGACGACGAAAGACCGAUCGGUUUCCAGAGAAGGAGACGUGCCAAGCCAACAGAAGCUGUCGACGUUGAAGACAGCGGGCCAGACGAGGAGGAAUCGCCGAGGGCUAGUGGAUCCAUGAUCAGAAAGAGUGGUCGGACGCAACGUGUGGUUGAGACUCAAUUCGAAGACACCCAAAUUCAGAGGCAAUCAAAGAAGCGUGCAGGUGGCACUCUAACCGUUGCAGCUGGUCAGCCAUCAGCCAAGAAGAGCCGGAUUGGGAACGAGGAUAGUGAUGAAGAGGAGGGUGGCUUUAGAUUCAGGAAGAGAGCUAAGGGAUAG
Molecule: messenger RNA, 2466 nt
Organism: Didymosphaeria variabile
Lineage: Eukaryota; Fungi; Ascomycota; Dothideomycetes; Pleosporales; Didymosphaeriaceae
Exons: 1
Coding region: 1-2466 (821 amino acids)
Biological process (GO): mitotic G2 DNA damage checkpoint signaling; double-strand break repair via homologous recombination
Cellular component (GO): Mre11 complex
Molecular function (GO): damaged DNA binding; protein binding
Source: RefSeq, a predicted model, not a curated record